Messenger RNA from Galleria mellonella (greater wax moth), 2377 nucleotides. RefSeq names its product UDP-sugar transporter UST74c (gene frc). The coding region runs from base 260 to 1249 and encodes 329 amino acids. Gene Ontology annotation, cellular component: Golgi apparatus. Gene Ontology annotation, molecular function: GDP-fucose transmembrane transporter activity; antiporter activity. The transcript has a single exon. Lineage: Eukaryota; Metazoa; Arthropoda; Insecta; Lepidoptera; Pyralidae. The record is from RefSeq and is a predicted model, not a curated record.
ACUGUCAGUCAAUUGUCAUCGGCGUCUGGCUCAUCAAAAUUCACGAUUUGAUGUACUUACAAUUUGACUAAGGUUUUCUUUAUACUAUUUGUUUUCAAUGAAAGUAUUAACUAUCUGACCAUGAAAGCGGCCCUCGUGUGAACAGACUACGAAUUUUAUGACGGUAUCGUCAUUACCGAUAAACAUAUAUGACGCGUCCGCCUAAUUAAACAUGUUCGUAUAGGCUCCUUUUACUCGUGUUAAAUACGUGUACGUCGCUAUGUCGGGACAAAACGUUCAGGAUGAAGUUGAAGGCGAGAGGUCCCAGGUCACGGAGAAAAUAUUAAGCGCAGCGUUUUACGCCCUCGCAUCCUUUAUGAUAACUGUAGUGAAUAAAACUGUGUUAACCACGUAUGCGUUCCCGUCCUAUCAAGUUCUGGGCUUAGGCCAAAUGGUCGCCACUAUCGUCGUGUUGUGGAGCGGCAGAUAUAUAAAAAUGGUUCAGUUCCCGCCUCUGGACGGUGGGGUGGCGCGGCGGAUAUGGCCACUGCCACUUAUCUACUUGGGAAACAUGGCCACAGGACUAGGUGGCACGAAGGAGCUCAGCCUGCCGAUGUUCACAGCACUACGUCGCUUCAGCAUCCUGAUGACCAUGUUAGGAGAAAGGUUUGUCCUUGGUGUUAGAGCUUCAUGGCCGGUACAGGCCAGUGUAUUAGCUAUGGUUGGAGGUGCUUUAUUGGCAGCUAUUGAUGAUGUCACAUUCUCCUGGUCAGGAUACACACUUGUUCUUCUCAAUGAUGCGUUUACAGCUGCAAAUGGAGUAUACAUGAAGAAAAAGUUAGAUUCUAAAGAACUUGGCAAAUACGGACUGAUGUAUUACAAUGCAUUAUUUAUGUUAGUUCCAGCCACUAUAGUGGCUUGGUGUACAGGCGAUUUGGAACAUUCUGUGGAGUUUACAGAUUGGAAUAAUCCACUAUUCGUAAUACAGUUCAUUAUGUCGUGUGUAAUGGGUUUUGUAUUAUCGUACAGUGUGAUGUUGUGUACCCAGUACAACAGUGCCUUGACAACAACAAUCAUUGGUUGCCUUAAAAAUAUCUGCGUAACCUACUUAGGUAUGGUCAUUGGAGGAGAUUAUGUCUUCUCGUAUUUGAAUUUCGUUGGCCUGAACAUAAGUGUCCUAGCAAGUCUACUGUACACAUAUGUCACAUUCAAACGUAAACCAAAAACAAAUUAUGUUCUUAUAAACAAUGCCAAGGUGGAUACAGUAUAGCAAUGUCUCAGACGGAAACCGAAGUGCUCUACGUACAUAGUAUAGUAUUAAGGUACCAAAGAUGACUUUAGAUUCUUUACUGAUCAGUUAAUAGAUGACUACAUUUAGUGAACAUAAUCAUAAUUAACGGAGAGGUAUAUUGUGUGCAUGGUAAGGCAUUGCCAAUGAAUAGUCAGACUUCAAGAAAGAAUUGUGCCUGGAUUAGUUUUAGACAUUUUUAAGCAUUUACGACUUUAAUGUGAGAAUAUAUAUAUAUCAUAAACUACAUCUUAUUCAUAAAAACUGUCCACUAUUUUAAAUAAUUAGUAUUAUGUCACUUUCUUUAAUUCAAGAAUUUAAUUCUAAAGAGAAAGACAAAACAUGAGCUAAAAUUGGUUUAUUAGAUGUUUUUAUGAAUAGGUAAUGAAAUGUGUGAAGUACAUUAGUAGUAUAAGAUAUACUGUUAAUAAAUAGUAGUUACAAAUUGAUUUUUAUAUAGAUUUAAUUAAUACUUGAUGAAAUUAUUAGACUCGAGUACAAAUGCAAUAUUCAUCUUAGUUUUGCUAUUUCUUGACCAAAUCCUUGAAGAGUUUCAAAAUGUUAAUGGUAAUGAUUGACAGUGGUUGUCAUACCAUAAUAUGUAUAUGAUCAUAUCUGCACCAGUCUUUCAAUUUAUUAAACUACACUAUAUAUAUAUAUAUAUGAUAGUGUUAUAAUCCUUUGAAUGAGUUUAAAACUUGAUGUAAUGGACAAUAUUUCAAACCUAUCUGAUUGUAAACAUUAGAAUGUUUAAUAAAAACACAGUGGUAAAAAUGUCUAAAUAAUCAGUAUGUAUUAUGCAAUAUCUUUGCCAAAGCUGGACCCAUUUUGAUAAUUCAACAUUAAAGCCUUGUUCUUUCCUAAAAGACCCACAGUUUGGCAUUUCUCUGAUUUUGUGACUAAUUACUUAUCAGCAGGUGGGCCAUAUGCUCCUUUGCUCUUCCUCCUUGUGAUUAAAAAAAAAAACAAAUUUUGUUACAAUAAAAAUAAUUGUUGUUGCAAUAAAAAAUACUGCUCAUACAUAUAUAUACUUGCUCAAUAUAGGAUUGUAAAAACAAAAUGAUAUUGAAAUUUUGGAAUUGGACAGUGGUCAAUAAAUGCAAGUCAGUG